Miniopterus natalensis is the source of this 3758-nucleotide messenger RNA. RefSeq names its product DEAH-box helicase 33 (gene DHX33). Gene Ontology annotation, cellular component: nucleolus; intracellular anatomical structure. The record is from RefSeq and is a predicted model, not a curated record. Gene Ontology annotation, molecular function: helicase activity; double-stranded RNA binding; ATP binding. NCBI's taxonomy places the organism in Eukaryota, Metazoa, Chordata, Mammalia, Chiroptera, Miniopteridae. Gene Ontology annotation, biological process: positive regulation of transcription by RNA polymerase I.
GUCGAGGCGAGCGGUAAUGCAGAGCGCGGGCGGCGGAGGCGGAGGCCGGCGGCCGCAGCCGCCCCUGGCCCAGCCCUCAGCCAGCCCCUACCCCGAGGCCGUGGAGCUGCAGCGCCGGAGCCUGCCCAUCUUCCAGGCGCGGGGGAAGCUGUUGGCCCAGCUCCGGAACCUGGACAGCGCCAUCCUCAUCGGAGAAACUGGCUCUGGAAAGACGACUCAGAUCCCUCAGUACCUCUAUGAAGGGGGGAUUGGCCGCCAGGGCGUCAUUGCUGUGACCCAGCCUCGGCGAGUGGCUGCCAUCUCACUUGCUACUAGAGUCUCAGAUGAGAAGAGAACUGAACUCGGGAAGCUGGUUGGCUAUACAGUGCGCUUCGAUGAUGUCACCUCAGAAAACACCAGGAUCAAGUUCCUGACAGAUGGCAUGCUUCUGCGUGAAGCCAUUUCAGACUCCCUGCUUCGGAAGUACAGCUGUGUCAUUUUGGAUGAGGCUCACGAGCGGACUAUCCACACAGAUGUGCUCUUUGGAGUGGUGAAAGCCGCACAGAAGAGGCGAAAGGAGCUGGGGAAGCUGCCUCUCAAAGUGAUUGUGAUGUCGGCUACGAUGGAUGUGGAUCUGUUCUCUCAGUAUUUCAAUGGAGCCCCUGUCCUCUACCUUGAGGGUCGGCAGCAUCCAAUCCAGAUCUUUUACACCAAACAACCUCAGCAAGAUUACCUGCAUGCCGCACUUGUCUCAGUCUUCCAGAUUCACCAGGAAGCCCCUUCUUCUCAGGACAUCCUGGUGUUCCUCACUGGUCAGGAGGAAAUCGAAGCAAUGAGCAAGACCUGCCGAGACAUUGCAAAGCACCUCCCAGACGGCUGCCCCUCCAUGCUGGUCCUUCCUCUGUACGCCUCCCUGCCCUAUGCCCAGCAGCUCCGUGUCUUCCAGGGGGCCCCAAAGGGCUAUCGCAAAGUGAUCAUUUCAACCAACAUCGCUGAAACCUCCAUAACCAUUACAGGAAUAAAAUAUGUAGUAGACACGGGCAUGGUUAAAGCAAAGAAGUAUAACCCUGAUAGUGGCCUGGAGGUGUUAGCUGUGCAGAGGGUGUCGAAGACCCAGGCCUGGCAACGCACAGGACGCGCUGGCAGAGAGGACAGUGGCAUCUGUUACCGGCUCUAUACAGAGGAUGAGUUUGAGAAGUUUGAGAAGAUGACCGUGCCAGAGAUCCAAAGGUGUAACCUGGCCAGUGUGAUGCUGCAGCUCCUAGCAAUGAGAGUCCCCAACGUGCUCACCUUUGACUUCAUGUCCAAACCGUCUCCAGAUCAUGUUCAGGCGGCCAUUGCCCAACUGGACCUGUUAGGUGCUCUUGAACACAAGGAUGACCAGCUUACCCUGACUCCCAUUGGAAGAAAGAUGGCAGCAUUUCCCUUAGAACCCAAAUUUGCCAAAACCAUCCUCCUGUCCCCCAAAUUCCACUGUACGGAGGAGAUACUGACCAUUGUCUCCCUGCUAUCUGUGGACAGUGUUCUCUACAACCCCCCCUCCCGGCGGGAUGAAGUGCAGAGUGUCCGAAAGAAGUUCAUAUCCAGCGAGGGCGAUCACAUCACCCUGCUCAAUAUCUACCGCACCUUCAAAAACUUAGGCGGAAAUAAGGACUGGUGCAAAGAGAACUUUGUCAACAGCAAAAAUAUGAUGCUGGUGGCGGAAGUCAGAGCCCAGCUGAGGGAUAUCUGCGUGAAGAUGUCAAUGCCGAUCGUGUCAUCCCGAGGAGACCUGGAGGCGGUGCGCCGCUGCCUGGCCCACAGCCUCUUCAUGAGCACCGCUGAGCUUCAGCCGGAUGGCACCUAUGCCACCACAGACACUCACCAGCCGGUGGCCAUCCACCCCUCGUCUGUCCUCUUCCACUGCAAGCCAGCCUGCGUCGUGUACACUGAGCUGCUCCACACCAACAAGUGCUACAUGCGAGACCUCUGCGUGGUGGACGCCGAGUGGCUGUACGAGGCCGCCCCGGAGUACUUCCGGAGGAAGCUGAGGACCACCAGAAACUGAGCCACCCCGGGUCCCUGCCAGGCCUGCCGGGGCCUGCAGCUGGGACCACAGCUGUCCUCUCGCAGCCUCCAGCCUGGCGCCUAGAGAAGAGGAGGGUCUAGUGCCGCAGAACGAGCCUGACUUCCUGGGCCUUGCAGGCGUCUUUCUUAUAGACUCCUAAGGCUGAACCAAGUAGAUGUGUACCUAUCAUUCUGUUUGUACCUUUGAAACAUCAAAAUUAUGCUUUCGGUUCUUGCUGGGUGAUUUUGGGUGACGUAGUUAACUUCUGAGCCUCAGUUUGCCAUAUGCCAAAGGGGAUGAUAAUACUGAUAAGGUUGGAGUCAUGAGGUUUAGAGAAAGUGAAUGUGCCCAGAGCAUGCAGCCCACGGUGAACAUAUGCUGAAUAGUUGGUUUGAUGCUACUGCUUUUUACCUAAUGGGAACUGAGUACAACAAAAUCCCGAGUGCUCAAGACUAAGGGGGACUUUCUAGAAGGUGACUGUGGGAGGUCACAGAGCUCAGAUGUUGUCCUUGGAUCUAUUUUAAUGUCUAUCUGUAUGAAGUUUUUUAAUAGAAAGCAUAAGAGAUUGACAUCUGUAGAAGUUUCGGUGGGGAGGUGCUGUGUCUCUUACCUCCCGGGCUGGCUGCCCCUACUGAGCCCCCCCUCAGAGUGUGGGUGCUGGCUGCCUCCAAGCAGAGGACAGUCAAGGAGCACCUGCAGGUUGCUGAGCUGUGCAUCUUUGUCCCUGGUGCUUCUGUGGCAGAUGUCCUCACCUGUCCUUUCAGGAGGCGUGGAAGUUUCCUGGGUGAAGGUCGAUUUGCAGCUUCUGACUCAUGCCAAGUAUAAACGUGGGAAACUGACCCUGGAGGGUGAUGGCCUCCAGCACACCCAGCAGCUGUUGUCCUCUGUAACUGGGCCCAUGGAAACACGUGAGCUUAAGGAAUGACUCUGCCACAUUUCAGCCAUUUCCCUUCUGGCAGGGCCCCUGGUCAAGGCGCUGCUGGGGCGGAGGGGAGACACAAAUGGUCCAUGAGAAAAAGACAGCAUUGGCUCAUCCCAUCCACAACAUCUGGCGUUUGUAUUCUAGCAUCUUAUUUAUUUUUAUCUUUUUCCUUCUUUGGGACUUGGGGACAACCUGGCUUUGUUACCUCCCAACUCUGCCAGCCAUCACUCUCUGACCCUUAGCUUCUACAUAUCUCAGAGGGAAUUAGCGGUUCUCCACAGUCUCUUCCUGUCCUCUUUCUGAGAAGGGAAAAGAUAUCAAAGGUCCUUCUUAGCUAUUUAAUUAUCAAAAGCAAAUGAAUGUCUUGUCCUAGAAGCAGCCAAGAUUUGCCCUUUUAAUGUGCUUAAUUGACCUAAACAUAUGUGUGCAGUAUUUUGGUCGUUCCUUAACAAAGUGAACCAUGCAGUUUAUAUGCAAGGGGCCAACUGAGAGACCCUUCGGAGGCAGUGGGCGGUCUCUUCACUCUGGACUCUCCGAGACUAGCCUGCCAGAGCUCCCCUUUCCCGUCUCAUCUGUCCACGCCUUUGUCUAUCAGGUAUGCUCAGGCUUCCAGCACACACUGUGGCCCUGAGAAGUCAAGCUUUUAUAUAGUGUUCAGGGCACCUGUGACUUAAUUCUGUUAGAAAUAUUUACAUUUAGGCCAAAUAGGAUUCAGCAGAUCCUAUGUACCCUAUCUCAGCGAUUUUCAACCUUUUUCAUCUCAUGGCACAUAAACUAAUUACUAAAAUUCUGUGGCACACCAAAAAAUAU